UUUGCCUGUAGACAAGAUACGUUUGAUUUAAACUCAACAUGUAAAUCACAGAAAUCAAGCAGGAAAACAGGAAAGGGUUCAGGUAGCAGAUUAAAAUAUGAAUCCAGUAAGAAACGAGAUUCUUCUAAAACAUCUUCCGAGGCAGAACUUGCUGGAAUUGGUGCUAGAGAUACUUCAUGUUUUUUAUUUCAUGCUAUUGGAAAAAUACUCCACUGUAAACGAGGAGAUCCAUCAACGUAUGAUAAUCUUCCCAGAUUACCAUCACAUCUGUCUCAUCAUGAAAGACAUCCACUUUUAAUUAAUCCAGAGGAUGUUGUAGAAAAAAGUCAAGUAUCAGGAGAUUACUUUGCUUCGUUUUUACAUCAGAAUUACGUAGAUUUUUAUACAGAUAUUGAUGAUGUAGUAAACGCUAGUGAAUAUCUUAGUCUAGUCGAUACCUUCUCUUCACAGUGGUCUACUAAAACAGCUUUACAGAACUAUGCUACUUCCCUAGCAUCAAGGGGAAUUAUUCAUGCAAAUACAUCGAAUGCUAAAUUUGAUGCACCCAGAUCUGGAAUAGGCUGGCGACCAUUACACAAAUCACAGUGGUUCACAGUACAGAGACAGGCAAAAAAGAAUUCAGAAACAGCAUGUAGUCUUUUCAGAGGAUAUCAUUGGGAACCUGAAGUUCUAUGGACAGAAAUUUUACCAAAUCUGAACAGAAUAAACGUUACUAUGAGAAAUCCAGCACAGAUCAGUUUUAUUCAAGAAAUGGGAAGAUUUUGUCAAAGAUCAUUUCAAAAUAAGGGCGAGAAAUUGGAUGAGCAUGAGGUAGUAGAUGCUGACAAUGAAGAUACGACUUCACUUCCUGUCACUCAAAAAUUCGACCAACCAGGAGACUUGAUUUCUGACAGCCAAUCAGAAGUAAAAAAUAAAACUGUUGAAGAAGAGGAAGAUGAAAAAGAAGUAGAAAUUGAUGAAUAUUUCGACUCUGAUUGAAUAAUAAGACUUAAUUAAAACUGAGAUGAAAACAUGAGACCUAUUUAAUUCUGAAAUUAUAUGGUUGUGACAAAGAAUAUGACAAAUAUAUACUAAUGUGUAUACAAUCAGUAAUCAACAUGGUUGCUAUGGUUACCAACUCUCUGAGCCUAUUUCUAAACUAGCUAUUCUAGUAAUAAAAUUUAACCUCUGAUUUGCGUCCUACGGAAAAUUAAAGUAGUGUGUGAUGUCAUUGAGCAGUGGUCUGCUUUUGGUUAUUGUGGUAUAUUCUAGACCAAUCUAGACCCCUAGAAAAAUGUGAGUAAUGUGUGAUGACUUAGUGAGCAAACCCAACAUAAUUUGCAAACUUUGGUUAUUCUAACUGAUGAUAGAUCUGAUGGAAUUUACACUAUAUGUUGUAUUUCUUCACUUGACAUUCGCCAUAUUGGAAUAUCUAUGGGGAGUAUGUACAGAGUGAGUGAUAUUUACAGAUAUUUACUAUGUAUCUCUAUACAAUUUAUAACUUAUAGGCGUACAUGUAAACAUGUAGCCCUUUACCUUGUGGUAAAUUCAAUGUUAAUACAAUUUCAGACGAAAAUUAUCUCUCAAUCUGAUCAUCUAUACAAGUCGGGGUUAAAGUAGAGUUAAAAGUUUGCAAUUUAUCUGUUUCACUGGACAUAGAAAUCUUCACAGGCAACUUGAAGGAGUUAUAUGAACCUCUAAGUGGCAUAAAGUAUAUUGUAAAAAAAUUACAAGUGUAUAAUAAUUAAAAAAGACAAGAAUGAGAUUUUGUUUAUCACCAAGUACCUUUCAUAGUUUAAAAAGAAAAAAUAGAUAUUAAUUAGAUUGAAUUUAUAAAAGUAGGUUGAAACUAUAUCUUCAAGGAGGUAUUGUUGGGCUAUAGCUAAAUACCAAACCAACAAUAUUACCUGUGCUAGAGAUUAUUGGCUCAUAAUUAAAGUAGUAGAUAGCAAUCGUUUUCCAGGUUGUUAUUUAAAAUAAAAAUCUAACCCUUGAGCUCCUAGGUUUUAUUUCAAAUAACAAUAUUGGAAAGAGAUUGCUAUCUAAUCAAGACAAACUUUAUAAAUAAUGCUACUUUUACUUUAUAAAUGUAAAAUUCACAGCAUGUUUUUAUUUGAGGUUAAUAUUACCUCAAUAUCAACCCCAAAUGACUUUACAGAAUUUUGAUACAGGGGCAGGGGCGGAUCCAGGAAUUUUCGCAGGAGGGGGGUUGCCAGGCUCCUGUUAAGGAAAUUUGACAGUUGACAAUGCAUGAUGCCAUGAUGUCUCUUAAUUAUGUAGGCAUAAAUAGACAUUGAGGUUUUGAAAGAGAGAAAUCCAACACCUCGAUUGAUGUUAAUUUAUAUAAUGAAUUAAUAGGAUCACAUUGUGAUUCAAUUUCAUUGAUGUAAAGCAUUAAAAUGUGAUAUCACAUAUGUCUAUAUUAUUAUCUGGUGCUUUGAAUGCCCAUCCCAUCCCCACUGUCUAAUGAUAAAGGAUAAAACACACGACCAUUACACUUUUCCCAUAAAGUGUUGUUUUAUAAUUUUCUUUAUGUAGCUGAGCAGUGUUGGUUUGGUUUGCCCCCCCCCCUCCACCACCUCUGGAUCCGCCCCGUGAGGGGAAUAGUUUAUUUAACUUGAGGUGUGUAAAGUAUUUAUUAUAUUGUAGAUAUACAUGUAUAUAUUAUAUUGUUAUGUUAAUGUAUGAACCAUGCUUAGAUUAUUAUAAGUGCUAUUAUUAAAAUAUCAUGGUUAAUUUACAAUAUGAGAUUUCUGAAUUACUUGUUGACAUGUGAAAUAAAUUAUUUUCAAGAUAA
Patella vulgata (common limpet) is the source of this 2776-nucleotide messenger RNA. Its product is annotated as cell cycle checkpoint protein RAD17. Gene Ontology annotation, biological process: mitotic DNA replication checkpoint signaling; DNA repair; DNA damage checkpoint signaling. The annotation marks the transcript as partial. NCBI's taxonomy places the organism in Eukaryota, Metazoa, Mollusca, Gastropoda, Patellidae. The record is from RefSeq and is a predicted model, not a curated record. Gene Ontology annotation, molecular function: chromatin binding. The transcript has 9 exons.